AUGGUUUUAGAAGUAAGCUGUGUUCCACAUGGAUCUCUGUUAGGCCCUGUCCUGUUCGCAAUAUUCGCAAUUGAUCUUGAGCGAUUCGCCGAUGAUUCACAUUUCCCCCAUAGUGAUUCUGUAGACAACCUAGAUGGGUUUCUAAAAAGACAAUGGCUCAAGGAAAAGGAUAUUUUGGCAUUAGUGGUUCCAGAGAAAUUACUGUUUGCUCUUCCGUUAUUGUCCCGUCGUCGACGCGAGCGGCCCAGCUGUGCGCGUCCCGGCCUUCUCCUGCUGCCGCAUUCCGGACCCAAACAAACAGACGACGGCGACGGGAGGAUCAGCCUGCGAAUCGUGCCCGCCUUCCUGCUCACCUCCGCCCUGGUCCUUGCAGCAGAGAUGGAGGACGACCUCGAGUACUACAUUACCUUCCCGACGCCGACGCCCAGGGAGACUCACAGGCGGGACGAGGGGGAUGAAGAAGAGGACUUUGUAUUUGUUGAUGGAGCUAAUGGUGAGAAGGAGCCAGUUGUGUUUCUCCUUGGCUGGCUUGGAGCAGAAGAUCGACAUUUGGCCAAGUAUUGCAGUAUCUACAACCAAAGAGGGUGUAUAACCAUCCGCUAUACGUCCCCCACAUCUUACUUGUUUGUAAGACCCAAAGUGAAACUGAUGCCAAUUGCUCGUAAACUACUUGCAUUACUGAAGGACAUGAGCCUUGAUGACCAUCCUGUUUUUUUCCAUAUGUUCAGUAACAAUGGGUCUGUGUUAUAUUACUACAUAACUCAGGCAAUGGAAGAAGAUGAGGCUCCAAAUUUGAUGGUUAAAGGAUGCAUUUUUGACAGUACCCCAUCACCGAGGAGACUUUACUCAGGUGUGAGAGCGAUAUAUGAGGUAACACCAGGGUCAGUGUGGAUGAAGCUCUGUGCAUCAGUAGGCAUGAUGCUGUUCUUGAUGGGAUGGAGGGUCCUUUCUGUGUUGUGGACUAUUAUCUCUGGGAAGCUUCCUAAUACUCCACCUUGGGCUCUUGUGGAGGACAAAGCUCGAUGCCCACAACUCUUUCUGUAUUCACGUGCUGACAAACUUAUUAAUUACAAUGAUGUUGAAUAUUUUGUUGCUGAACGUCAGAAGCUUGGAGUUCCUGUAGUUACAAAAUGCUGGGAUGAUUCUGCUCAUGUUCAGCAUUACAGGGUACACCCAGAUGCCUACAGUUCCUCAGUUUAUUCAUUCAUCAACAUGUGCCUCUCGCCAGAUUUCAUAAGUAGUAAGAUCACUGCUGAUGCAUCAGAGGAUGCUGAUAAACAGAAGAGCGAUUAGAGAGUAGUCAUUACAAGGGUUUUACAGGUCCAGAACAGACACAUUACUUAACCCAUUGCUGUUAGGGAUACCAUGAUCACUUGAUUGUCUUUAUACAUAGAUAGCUCCACAAGUAAUUACUAAUAAUUAGUAAGACCUAUCUCACCUCUUUAUCCUUUUCCUGGAUUUUUGGAGAUAAUUUCUUUUAUCUUGUAUUGCUGUUUGUAAUGUUAAUAACAUUAUAAUGAUUAUAAUGUCUAUAAUAAUAAUGACAGCAUCAAUAUUAAUAGCUUUAAUAAAAAAUACAUUUUACCACAAACUCUGGGAAAAGUAAAAUCAAGUGAGGUCAUGAGAUUGACUAAUUGACUACUUGGUGGCCAAGCACUUGUGGAGCUAUCAAUGUGUAGAUACAUUUCACAAAACAAUACUACAAUAAACAUACCUUUUCCUUGCAGCACUGGAUAAAUGUGUUAUACAUAAUGGCUUUGUGAAGAAGAUUAAACUAUUGUGUUGAACUAUGGGUCACAGUGCUUAUGUAAAAUAUAUGAUGAUACAAAGGUGUUUUAUCAGCAAAGCUUUGACCAUCUGCUCACUAAAUUGCAUUUUUAACAUGUUCAGGUAGGUUCAGAUAGAGGUAAAUCUUAAAUUGCAAAUAUAUUAGGACAAGGUAGGAUAUACCAAUAGUUCUAAAAUUAGUUACUGUGGGCAUGGUCCAAAGUAAAAUCAAAUUUAUAGAUGCAGUAAUUUAUUGUCUCUCUUCUGAUGGGCAAGUAACAUUUGGGAUUGAAACUUGUUUAUUUUGUUUCUAUCAACAGUUAUUUGUGGGGCAGAAGAAAAUACACUACUGUACCUGUAAACUUAUUUAGGAUGGAGUGAUAGGGUAAUGAAAAGGGUUCUGUAGGAAGGAUUCUGUAAGUUUAAGGGCCACUGAAAAAAGUUUGAGAACCUACCUUCUACAUAUAUUUUUAAGAGUCAUCUAGUGAGAAUAUUUUUAAUUUUUUGAUAGAAUCUGAUAAAAAAAUGUGUAAUAAUCUAUGAUAUCAUGAAAUACUUACUGAAUACUAGGGUGACCUUGAACAAUUUUAAAAGUCUGUUAAAGUAGAUAGCUCUAAGAACCAUCUUGUUCCUUGCUGCUUGAAAAUCCUGAUGUUUUGGGUUUUGCUAAAGCACAUUUUGGCAUUUCAAAUGCUUGCUUUUAUGCACUAGAAAAUAAAUAUUUCUUUAUCAUAUAUCAGAUACAUAGAGCACAAAGUUGCAAAAGUUAUCAUAUUUACCUCUUGCUUGUGAAAAUGAGAAUUAUCAUAAAUAUGUAAAUAUAACACAUAUAAAGCAAUAGAAACAUAUUUGUAUAAUAUGAAACUAUAGAAAAUGUAUUUAGAUGUAUUGGUAUGUAUUUGUAUGUAUAGAUAAUAAAAAAAAUAAAUAUAUAUCAAGAGGUAACUGUGAUACCUAACCAGUUGGAUCUGAGUGGGUUGUGGCUCGUGCAUGGAUUGAAAUCAGGGCAUUUGGCUUACUUAAGUGGCCACUCUCCUGGGUGCAUGGCCUAUAGGCCCGGCUCACAUGAAUACUCAUAUGUGGGAACAAGACUCCUUGGAUUCUUUUUGUAGAGCUAAUCCCUCUUUCUGCAGAUGUGUGUUUGCUAUCUUGCCAUUUGCCAUUUGCCAUUUGUUAUGCUAUAUCAAGAUGGUUUUCAAUGAGCAGUCUCCAUACUUUUCCAGGUACAUGUAUCUUUGUUCUUUGUUUUGAUGAAAAAGAAAAAGAAAGAUUAUUUAUACAAUAUCAAAACAGCAAUAGACUGUUUUUGUUGAUCAUACUUCAUAGUAUCUGUUUGUGCAAUACAAAUAACAUCUUGCUGUAGAAGCAUAAACAAGGGCCUGGCUGACAGAAAUGUGCUGUUACAAAAAAAUUAGCUGAAGGCGGCGAUAACGAGAAUGACUAAGCAGGAGUGCACAGAACUCCUGGGCAUUUAGGAAGGGGCUCUUGCAUUACUGAAUGAUUUGCAUGAAUGUAUCAUCCAUAAGCCAUGACUGUAAGAGUGCUGGCUACAGGGAGGAUACUAUUUCGAUGAUCAGGAUCCUAUUCCUGCUUGCAUUGACUAAUGGUAUAAGGUGAGUUACAGAAAAUUGAAUAAUAUGAAGAUAUUAAAAAUGACAAAAAGAUAUUUAAAAAAAAAAUUAUGGCACAGAGUUGUAGAAUACCUAGAAAGAGGAUAUGGAGUCUGUGCAAGGAGAACAGUCUCUUACCAUCUUGAUUCAGCAUAUUGAUUUACAAAUAUAGACCCUGGAAAUGGUAAUAAGCAUAAAAGAGAUAAUGAUAUUGCAAAGGGAGGCUGGGAGCUGUGACACUGCAGUUUAGUGGUUGUGCAGUUGGAGGUCUCUCCAGUCAAGUAAGUGAAAUGCCUGGAUUUUUAACCAUGCAUGUGCAGUGAGCCACCUAGAUCUGACGGGUCAAUGAAAUACCAGAAUGUCCUACUUGUUGACAUAGGUAAUGAGAUUUGCCAUCCACAGCAUGCACAAAAAAUUCAGUUGUUCAUUUAGGGAGCAGUAAAACAGUAACUGUUCUCUGAUGCCACCCUUAAAUCAAAGAAUACCGGAUUAGGUUUAGGUGGGCAGGAAUGAAAUAAAAUAAAGAUAACAUUAAGGUUGAUAUGACAGCACAGAUUAUCAAUUUUAUUUUCUUGAGGGAAGAACUGUCUCAUUGAACCAAUCAAACCUGAAGUUAAAGAUAUCUUGAUACUAUUCAUAACUUGCUGCGUAUAUUUGAAUCCUCUCCUGAAAAUUGUGGUUACACUAGUUUUGUCCGAGGAUCCCUUUACAGAGCAAGAUAUAUCCCUGGCUGUGAGGGGGAACUAAGAUGUGUAUUCUCCCCUCGUGCAGCACUGAGUGGGAACUGUUGUGUUGGUCUUUCACCCUGGCUACAGAACAAAAACUGUAAUUACUAGGAAGCUUAUUACUUGACUGUCUAAAUGGUGAUAUUAUAUUAUGUUAGCUAUAAUUAUAUUGUAAAAAUGAAAAAUAUAUGUUGCAACUAACAAUGGUACCUCACUAAAAUUUUAAAGAUUAUCCCGACAAACAUUAAUUUGGUCAAUGAAUGCAAACACCCACCCACUCCAACACUGAAGACAUGGAGCUCAUUUUGGAAAUUAUACCCUCCUGGGCAAAGUGAGAGCCAGAGAACAAUUAUGGAAUACCAGCCACAAAUAUUAUGAUAGCAGAAAGUUAGAAAUAACAAUAAUGGAUGAAAUUGAUGGGAAACUUUGCUUUGCACAGGUUAUAACAGUAUGGCUGGCAAAUUGGUGUUAUGAUAGACAAUUAAUAAUACUUUACUCAGUUUUAAUUAUAGUAUUGAUUUCCUCAUAACUUUGGUAUUAAUCAGUCCAUUAUUGUUUCUCAUAUAUUACUGAUUACGCUAAUAGUGGUAGUUGGGACAGAUAGUCUUCUUUUUUUAAACCUUUCAGUCAAUAUGUGAGGAUAUUCAUAGAAUCCACAACAAUCUUUAAUGCAUAGAUUAUUGUAGACACUGUGGUCUUUUCUGGGAUGAUGUUUCUCUACAGGGGACACUGUUUAUAGUGUGACCGUCCUGCCCUGUACCUGACAGACAUUGAGGAUCCCCGGCCAUAUACGACUAGUGUGACUGUUUCUUUACCAGGGUUAUUAAUUUAAAUAGUUUUGUGAAUGUUCACAACAUUUUCAAGUGCAGAUUUUUGAGACACUCUUUUAAGACUUAAUAUUAGUAAAUGAGGAUAUUUGUGGAAUAAAGUGCAAGAUCACCUAGAUGACUAUUGGAUAUUUUCAUUUAAUUAAUGCUUAAUCAAUUAUGAUCAUGUGAAUACAUGAAGGCAAUCCACGUACUGUCUAAAGUCAACCCCUGAAAAAAAUGGUGUACUACAGUUGCUAGUAAUGUAAGAUGAUUUCAUGCUUGAUUACUUUUGUUUCUUUAAUAUGUCAAACAUUUUUUCAAGAGCCCUUACAAAACCUCCAGAAGUUUUGGAGGGUUAUUAAAACUUUUUUUUACAUACAACAUUUUUUGCUAGCACUGCGAGUAUCAGAGGUUGUACAGGCUUACACAAAAACCCUAUUCUUCAUUAUGUUCUCACUUUUUUCAUUGCGCAUACAAUGUUCUGAGAUUUCACAUAUUUACAGUGUGUGAUGGAAGUUGCCCCAGUUUAUGGUAAUACUUUUUAUUGACCUUUGAAUGUAAUUUUUUUUUGCUGGACAUCCUAAAAUAAUAGAGAAAGCAAUUUAGGUUUUAAAUGAAGUAAUGGAAUUGCAGAGAUUGUCACAUAAACUUAGUCACUAUAUGCAACAUUGGCAGAGAAGCUACAUUAAGGAGCUGAUUAGUUCAUAUACAAUGUUCUUAUUGCUAUCUAUUUGUUCACACUGGUUAUAUUCACUUUUGGUAUCAUUUGUGUCUGUCUUUCUGAGUAUAUGAAAGGCUGGAUUUCCUUUUUUUCUGUAGCAUUUAUUUAAAUAAAUGUGCUAUAGUUUGCUCCAGAAAGCCUGGAAAAUGCUUAAUAAAUACAGAAAAUUCUUACUGGGGUAAGCUACCCUACUCCUCCCACCACACCCUCUGAUUUCAGUGUUUGGAACCCCCUGCUCCUCCCCCACCCAUUUGAAGCAUCCUGAUUCUGGCAGUUAAUAAGCUUCAUUCAGAAAUGACUUUGAUAAACAUUUUGAAUUUCCUUUUUAAUCCAAUAAUGAUGGGCAAAAUUCUCAAUAAAGCUGGGGAGAACAUGCCCAUGUCAGUGUGCUCUGCUCUGUGCCUAGGUGAUUGUCUGGUUUGUGGCCAGGUGUCCAAAACCUCAUUCGGAUGGUCAGGGCAUGGACUUGAUGAGGUAGGAUGGGGAGUGACCUACUAAUACCUAAUAAUGAUUAAAUUUCUAAUGUUUGUGUUUUGUAACUUGGUUGCAUGAAGAGCUACUCUGAUUAAAACUGGAAAUACUCUCAGAGUACAUAAAUGGAAAGUGACUCAAAACUUGUACACCUUAAUCAUGCUUUUAACUGAACUGUUUCAGUUUCAUCUUCAGCACUGUAGAGUUAUUGAUUGUAUUUGUACUCUUUUCUACAUGUCUCACAGUGAACUCUAUCUACCAACUAAACAUAUGGUGACUAACUACAGAUAUUAUUUUGAUGUUGAACAUACAUAUUUUUCUUCUUUUUACAAUUUUCUUUAUUGUAAUACAAAGAUAACAGAAGAGUAAAUGAGUUUUUAUUUAUUUAUUUAUUUAUAUAUUUAUUUUUUUAUUUAUAUACCUUGGUUGCAUAUCAAAGAUUUGUUUGCUUUCCAGGGAAUGCUUAUAAAAAUUAAUCCUGUCCUACUUUUGUACUUAUAAAGCAUUUAAUAAUAUUUAAAUACUGGGAAAUUAGAUAUACAUAAAAAAUUGUGAGGUGAAAUAUGAUAACAUGUACAAUACAUGCUGUAGAAUAGUAAUAUGGUGAAGGAUAGUUCAUUGUACAAUACAUUGCUUUUAAAUGUAAUUUAUUUUUAUGACUAACUUGUUGAAAAUUGUUUCCAGAUUUGCCGUACAGGCUUUGUCAUAUGCUUAUUUCACUAAUUCACUCAUUCCACUCAAACUUGGCAGAGAAGCUCCUCCCUGAAACAACCAAAUGGAAGUCAACAAUAUUCGCAUUCAUACUUUGUGUAUAUUAAUGCAAUGUUUUUCUGUCAAAUUUAAAUAAUGUAUUCAUCUAGGAGACAUCCUGUAUGGCAGUUCUGUAUAGGUUUAUACUAACUGUGAAAAAUGAUAAGACCAUUAGUUUUCAUGCUUGUAAGAGGAAGAGUUUGUCUACCAAGUAUGACCAGGUAGACUUUAGGUUUUCCUUGUAUAUGGUUCACUGAAUAGUCAUUGGUCCAGAGAACAGGCACUGUGCACUAAGAUGUUUUUGUUUUGUUUCGUACAUAUGGAUAGCUCCAUGAGUCCUUUGUGAACAAGGAGUCAAUUGCUUAGGCAUAUGUCAUGUUGAAUUUAGAGUUCUUAAUCAUAAUUAUUAUCUUAGGUAUU
Molecule: messenger RNA, 7273 nt
Organism: Penaeus indicus
Lineage: Eukaryota; Metazoa; Arthropoda; Malacostraca; Decapoda; Penaeidae
Product: transmembrane protein 53-like
Exons: 8
Coding region: 1-1293 (430 amino acids)
Source: RefSeq, a predicted model, not a curated record